Messenger RNA from Ilex paraguariensis (yerba mate), 795 nucleotides. The record is from the annotation of a GenBank genome assembly. NCBI's taxonomy places the organism in Eukaryota, Viridiplantae, Streptophyta, Magnoliopsida, Aquifoliales, Aquifoliaceae.
AUGGGAACUUGUGGUGCUACACUGGCCAACACAAUCUCUGGGAAGUGGGAACCUCACAGGGGCCACAAAAGUUAUGUCCCGAAUAUGAUCAGUGGGGCAUCUCAAGCUGAUAUAGGUGUACUGGUAAUAUCUGCCCGAAAAGGGGAAUUUGAAACUGGAUAUGAGAGAGGUGGACAGACACGCGAACAUGUUCAACUUGCAAAGACUUUGGGUGUCUCUAAGCUGCUUGUUGUUGUAAAUAAAAUGGAUGAUCAUACUGUGAACUGGUCAAAACAGAGGUAUGAUGAAAUUGAGUCAAAAAUGAUACCAUUCUUGAAGUCUUCAGGUUACAAUGUCAAGAAAGAUGUUCAGUUUCUUCCAAUAUCGGGGCUUGUUGGUUUAAAUAUGAAUAGAAGAGUGGACAAAAGUGUGUGUUCGUGGUGGAAUGGUCCAUGUCUUUUUGAAGCUCUUGAUGCCGUAGAAGUUCUGCAACGUGAUCCUAAAGGUCCAUUCAGAAAAAAAGACAUGAUUAAAGAGUGGGCGAAGGGACAAAGGGUUUGGUUGGUUGCUGACAAUGUGUAUGGACUAGUGGGAGAAUUUUUUGGAGGAGCUGAAGGUGGUGAAGCAACAAUAGGGGGAAAUGGGAAUAUUGGGUCAGCCAUGAUGUUGCAUUAUAAGGAGAUUGAGGAAAUUUUGGACAGAGGAGUGAGAAUUUGUUCUUUGGGCAAUUUCAAUAUUACUAAGUAUUUGGGGUAUUUGAUGGUUGAUUCAUAUAUGCAAUUAUCUUGUGAGGUUCAUAAAAGAGUUCAAUUUUGA